This is a messenger RNA of Paralichthys olivaceus (Japanese flounder), 3569 nucleotides long. Its product is annotated as polypyrimidine tract-binding protein 2-like. Gene Ontology annotation, biological process: mRNA processing; regulation of RNA splicing. Gene Ontology annotation, cellular component: nucleus. NCBI's taxonomy places the organism in Eukaryota, Metazoa, Chordata, Actinopteri, Pleuronectiformes, Paralichthyidae. The record is from RefSeq and is a predicted model, not a curated record. Gene Ontology annotation, molecular function: mRNA binding.
GGCGGUAAUACAUCUGACGUCACUGUUGGUUCCCAGCAGCCGGCACCAGUCGAGAAGAAGAAGAACGCCCAUUUUGCUCGCACUGUACGUCGAGGAGGGCUGAAAUAUUAUCAGACAGAAGAGGACAAAGAGCUGCAAUGGACGGAGAUGUCGCGGUUGGUGUGAAGAGAGGCUCAGAUGAGCUCAACAUGUAUGGUAGCAGUCCCAGCUCUAUGACCGCGAAUGGCAGUGACAGUAAGAAACAGCGCUUAGAUGAAUCACCUCCCUCCAGAGUUCUCCACAUCAGGAAACUUCCCAGUGAAGUGUCAGAGACUGAAGUCAUUGCUUUGGGGCUCCCCUUUGGAAAGGUCACCAACAUUCUGAUGCUCAAGGGGAAAAACCAGGCGUUUCUCGAGUUGGGUACAGAGGAAGCAGCCAUUACUAUGGUGAACUACUACACAGCUGUCACACCACAGGUCAGGAAUACGUCUGUCUUCAUCCAGUACUCCAACCAUAAGGAGCUGAAAACAGAUUCCGCUCUAAACCAGAGGGCUCAGGCAGUACUGCAGGCAGUGACAGCGGUUCAGGAUGGGAGUUCUCCAUCUUCUGACCCAGGAGUUCUGGACCUAGCUCCACCCCCCAGCCCUGUCCUGCGAAUUAUUAUUGACAACAUGUUUUAUCCUGUGACUCUGGACGUUCUCCAACAGAUCUUCAGCAAAUUUGGCACCGUGAUGAAGAUUAUAACCUUCACCAAGAACAACCAGUUUCAGGCUCUUCUUCAGUUCAGUGACCCAGUCAAUGCACAACAAGCAAAACUGUCUUUGGAUGGACAGAACAUCUACAAUUCAUGUUGCACUCUGCGGAUAGACUUCAGUAAACUGGUCAACCUCAAUGUGAAAUACAACAAUGAUAAGAGUCGAGAUUACACCAGACCAGACCUUCCUACUGGAGAUGGAGAGACAUCCAACAAGGAUCAUUCUCUCUUGGGUACCCCAUCUGGAGCCCUGGCUUCCUACUCGAGUGGAGGAGGUUACUCAUCUUCUCUCUCCCUCUCACAGGGUGGAGGAGCCAUCAGCCCUCUGAGUGCUGCAGCCGCGGCAGCAGCAGCUGCGGGUCGCGUUGCUCUCUCUGGGUCCGGAGUGUCAGGAGUCCUGUUGGCAUCCAACUUAAAUGACGAGAUGGUCACGCCUCAAAGUCUCUUUACCCUCUUCGGUGUCUAUGGCGAUGUGCAGAGGGUGAAGAUCCUCUACAACAAAAAGGACAGUGCUCUGAUCCAGCUGUCAGAUGGCAACCAGGCUCAGCUGGCUAUGAGCCAUUUGAAUGGUCAGAAGGUGUUUGGUAAAGUGAUGAGAGUGACACUGUCAAAACAUCAGACUGUGGCUUUACCCAGAGAAGGACUGGAUGAUCAACUACUAACUAAAGAUUUCUCUGGCUCUCCACUCCAUCGCUUUAAGAAGCCAGGAUCCAAGAACUUCCAGAAUAUCUUUCCUCCCUCCGCAACACUUCAUCUCUCCAACAUCCGGGAUGGUGUUGGAGAGGAGGAUCUUCGUCUUCUGUUCUCAAACAGUGGAGGAACUGUAAAGGCCUUCAAGUUCUUCCAGGACCGUAAGAUGGCCUUGAUCCAGAUGUCGUCAGUUGAGGAGGCGAUCCAAGCACUGAUGGAUCUUCACAACUAUGACAUGGGAGGGAAUCACCAUCUAAAAGUUUCCUUUUCAAAGUCCACCAUCUAACUUUCACACCCAACUUCUUCAGCUCAAGAUCCAUGACGAGUGAGGAAGUCCCCACUGUUUUUCCUCUUAUUCAUUGAUUCUGUUACUUCUGCACUGUCCCUAAACCUUAAAUCAAGUACUGCAAUAUCACCAAUCAUGUGAAAUCAAAGUUUCAGUUCAAAUACUCCAAAUUCCUCAAAGUAAACUCUUGACCAAUGGAAGCAGCAUUUACCCGUGGCCCAUACGCAAUUUGUAAAAUGUCCAAAUCCCUGCUUUCCCCCUCACAGCAUCUUAAAGUGCAGCUUCUGAGGAUCGUGAUCUGCAGAGGUUUAACUUUUUACCUGGUUGUGUUGUAGACAUGUACUUUUGGGUGUGUCCGUACAUUGUGACAUCACUGAUGGGUGUGGCUACAGGUACUGCAGAGCGUGCUUCAGACCACACCCAGCAGUGAGCAGAGUGUUGGUGUGAAACCUGUCAACGUGACAUGAAUGAGCUUCGAGUUCUGUCAUCAAUGAUUCUUCUUCUGUACAUUUUUUAAUGACCCGAACCUUUUCUGUUAGCAGGCUAGCACCAGUUUUAACCCCACCAUACUGUUGUCCAGUCACUCUAUACAUCUUUUUGUGGUAGUUGCUCCAACACAAACCUCUUACAUAAUUAAUGCAGUCAUUAAUUAUUCAAGUCCUCUUCUCCUUUCAUUCGUUUGAAGAUGUUUGUUUCACAGAGUGGUUUCUGACACACAUCCUCAUUGUGCUUAUUCAUUACUCUAAACCUGAAAUGAAUCAUUUUAAAAUGCAUCAAGUCUAAAGGAGGAGAUGGUAUUUUCACUGAAGUGGGAUUCACACUAUCCUCUCAUCUCCUCUUCUACAAUCUUCUAUAUCUACAAUCACUUCAAUGAUUUCCAGACAUCACUGAAAUUUGAGGACGCUGAAACCCAUAAAUCCUCAAAUCAAAUAGAAAUUAUGUAUUUAGUGCAAUUUCCAAUUUGAGUAAGGAUAUUUUGUGACUGUAAACAAUCACUCUGAAGCCAUUUAUGUAUGAUGCCUUUUUGAUUUAAAGCAGAAGGUUCGUUGUAGCUGUUCUAUUGGGAUGUUUAGACGCAUUCUGGAAAGUUUGAUGCUUGUUGAGGACAAUUGGGUGUUUCCCAAAUUUUCUUUACAAAAUAACUUGGAAUGUAUUGACAUUAACACUAACAGUAAUGACUCAAAGGUGGAGCUGAAAUUUUCUAAAUCCUAUCCCUCUCUUUUUAAAACCAUAGCUGUGAGUGCCCUCUUUCUCUCUCUCUCUCUCUCCCACACACACACGCAUACCCAGAUGAUGCGUGUUCAUGCUUUCUGUUUAGAUAUGAGGUUUAGGUCUUGGUCUCUGAUUUUGGAAGGAGACCUGUUAGGACCAAAGUACAUGCGCCUUUAGUCUGUGGUCUGAUUUUACUGUCGAUUCUUUUGUGUCUUCAAACAAUGAAUUUUACCGACAAUGUUUGUUUAACCUUGGUUGUAAACCUGAAGAAGCAGAUUAUUUUAUUUUAUAAAUAGAACCUCCUCUUCCCAGUCAGACAACAUGAGCUUAUUUAUCAUGCAGAGAUGCACAGCAAUCUGAGGUCGUCUCCAGUGUUUCUAAUUUUUUACUCAUCUGUGGUUCUUUCUUGCAGCUGCAGUUUAUUUUUGGAUUGAUUUCAUUUUUUUCUUGAAGGGGGUUGUUUUCAUUUCUUCACCUCAGUUUUUAUUAUGUUCAUUUUUGUCAUUAGAUUUCAGAUCAGCACAAAUUAAAAACAUCUUUUCUACCAAGGAGGCAAAGUAAAAUUGUGUUUGUGUUGUUUAUAGUAGCUUCAGACCUCUGCUCUCAUCUGUCUCACUGUCAACCUGUCAAUAAACUUCUCUCACUCUG